UUUUUAUUUCCGCCUUUGCUCUUCGUCUCCUUCUUUGGCCUCUCAAAUCUCUCUAUUUUUUCUUUCUCACUACAGCUUCCUCUUCAUCCGUUCACCAUUGACAAAGCUCCCUUUUUGCUUAAGAAAUUUGGAUAUGUUUACUAUGGAGCUCAGAGAGUUGUGUCUGCUCCACCUUUUAGGUGUAGUUGGUGAAACUGUGUGGGAGUUGUGGAGAGGGAAAUGGCUACAAUUGAUUCGGAGGAGGCUGGAGUGGGAAGAUCAUUGGAGGGAGUGUCAAGUGAGCAGCAGCGGUGCCAGUUUGGUGAAGCACUGGCUGAGUGGAGGUCUUCUGAACAAGUUGAAAAUGGAAUUCCAUCAACAUCACCUCUUUUCUGGGACAGUGACGGUGACGAUGAAGGACCUAAACCUUCUGAGCUGUUUGGAAAGUAUACAUGGAAGAUUGAUAAAUUUUCACAAAUUAACAAGAGAGAACUUCGGAGUAAUGCAUUUGAGGUUGGCGGCUACAAAUGGUAUAUUUUGAUUUAUCCCCAGGGCUGUGAUGUCUGCAAUCAUCUCUCUCUUUUUCUUUGUGUGGCUAAUCAUGACAAGCUUCUUCCAGGGUGGAGUCAUUUUGCACAGUUCACAAUAGCCGUAGUUAAUAAAGACCCGAAGAAGUCCAAAUAUUCAGAUACUUUGCAUCGUUUCUGGAAGAAAGAGCAUGAUUGGGGCUGGAAAAAAUUUAUGGAACUAUCAAAAGUGUUGGAUGGGUUUAUUGAUGCUGAUACACUGAUAAUUAAGGCUCAAGUCCAAGUUAUCAGGGAGAGAGCCGAUCGUCCCUUUCGGUGCCUUGACUAUCAAUAUCGCCGAGAGCUUGUUAGUGUAUAUUUAACAAAUGUUGAACAAAUCUGCCGACGUUUUGUUGAAGAACGGCGAGGCAAGCUUGGGAAAUUGAUAGAGGAUAAAGCCAGGUGGUCAAGCUUCUGUGCUUUCUGGCUGGGGAUGGACCAAAAUUCCAGGCGCCGGAUGUCCAAGGAAAAAUCAGAUGCAAUAUUGAAAGUUAUUGUUAAGCACUUCUUCGUAGAAAAAGAAGUAACAUCUACUUUGGUCAUGGAUUCUUUAUACAGUGGACUCAAGUCUCUAGAAGGUCAGUAUAAGGCCAAGAAAGGUAAUGGUAAACAUUUAGAUGUAGAGGAGCAAUCUGUUCCUAUAAUUCGGAUGGAGAAAGACAUGUUUGUUUUGGUGGAGGAUGUGCUUCUAUUGCUCGAGAGGGCUGCCUUGGAGCAGCUGCCUCCAAAGGAUGAGAAAGGUCCUCAGAAUCGUAUAAAGGAUGGUGCUUCUGGAGAUGACUUCAAUAAAGAUUGCAUUGAACGUGAUGAAAGACGCCUUACUGAACUGGGUCGUAGGACCAUUGAAAUAUUUGUCCUGGCACAAAUUUUCAGUAAAAUUGAGGUUUCAUACCAGGAAGCUGUUGCUCUAAAGAGGCAAGAGGAACUCAUCCGUGAAGAGGAGGCUGCAUGGAUGGCAGAAGGUGAGCAGAAAUCAAAACGUGGAGCAUCCAUGAAGGAAAAGAAAUCAAAGAAAAAACAGGGAAAACAAAAGCGCAACAACCGCAAAGCCAAGGAUAAGGGGAAGGAUGAAAGGCACGAUGUCACAUUGCAAGACAAGACUUCAGAGGAACCAACUGGUGGUGAAGGAAAGGACGUGAAUGAGGAACCAGAAAGUGUACUUGACAAACGUGAUACACUGGAAGAGGUUUCAGAUAUCUCGGAUUCAGUAGAUUGUGUUCCGGAAGUACUUAAUCCCGAUUCAGAAGACCGAGACGUGAGCCCUGUCAGUUGGGAUACUGACGCAUCAGAAGUUCAUCCUUCUACGGAAAUGAGCGGCCUGUCACCAGAGCAAAAUGGAAUAGUUGGGCGUCAAAUCCCUUCUGUGAUCGAUGACAGUUCUUCAACAUGCUCCACAGACUCAAGCCGCUCAGUUGUUAUGAAUGGGCCUUCCAGAGGGAACCGUUCAGACUAUAAGAAACAGAAAUCACCUAGCAAAGGGAAGAACCGUCAGGGCAAGUCAUCUUGUAAUGCAGCUAAAUGUGCUAAUGAUUCACAGAGUCAAAUAUUAGGCACUAUUUCUGAUGUGCGCCCACUGAGUGAUACAUCUGGAAGUUGCAGAACGGCUGGAUCCGAGUCUCAAGCUACUCUUCUUUCUUCACAUGAGCAGCUUGUUGUGAAGGAAGUAGCAGUUCCACAGCAAAGGAAGCUCAAUGUAGCUGAUAGGGUGGGACCCUCAUCAGAUAAGACAAGCGUGCAAUGUUUUCCUAGGAGUCCUCCCAAGGACACGUCGUCUACAUUUCAGUUGGAGUCAGAGUCAAAGACCUUUGGUUCUGCUGAGCCCACUACCAAGAGCCCAUCAACCGAGACCUCCAAACUGACUGAUAAAUCUUCGAAACCCGUGAAAUCAACUGAAGCUGCAGUUGCAGUUGCAAAGACUAAUGCCCACAGAUCUGUUGAUUUGAAAGCCAUUGGAAAGCCUUCCACCCUCCAAGUUCCUAUUGCUGCAGACAGGCCAUUGACACGUCAAAUUCCUUCCGCCAAUGAAAAGGCCUCUUCAAAACUAGUGCCUGUCACAUCAAGACCCAUGAGUGCUCCAAUAGUCACCGGUCCUAGGCCAACUAACCCUGUUGUCUCCGUGGUUCAGACAACACCGCACCUGGCACGUUCAGUGAGUGCAGCUGGUCGGUUGGGUCCUGAUCCUUCACCUACGACACAGAGUUAUACUGCCCAGUCCUACCGAAAUGCAAUGAUGGGUUCUCCUGCUACGGGAAAUUCAGCUGGUUUUACUCAACCUCAUUCUCCAAGUUCGGUGACGAAUGCCUUGCAGUCAUACCAUCAACCAUCUACUCUGAUUUCAGGGGCGAUGUACAUACCACAGGGGCCAGAACGAAUAGAACAUAGUCCAAUUAGACCGAACUUUUCAUAUGGAAUGGUGAAUCAUGAAGUACUGCAGAAUGGAUCCCAAUGGAAUGAGUGCUCCCCCAAACGGGAUAGCAGCAGGAGCAUGUCCCUUGACCAUCCUUUAGUGAAAGGCAUUGGAAAUCCCGAUCCGUACAUGCCAGUUAACGGCAGAUCUCAUGAUCAUCUUACGUCUCAAUUUCCAGCUGCAUCCGCAUCAGAGCUCUCAGGCCGACAGCCCUACAGUGCAUUUGCGGAUGAAUUCCCACAUCUUGAUAUCAUCAAUGAUCUACUGGACGACGAGCUUGGAAUUGGGAUGACUUCAGAACAAGAUUCAAGAUUUCAAAGUCUCGGCAACUGUUCUAACCAUCAAACUCAGCAGUUCACCUUCCCAAGCGACACUGGUAUGUUAUCUGACAUCGGUCCCUCAAUGAGCUCUUGUAGGUUUGAACGGGCACAAAGCUAUCAUGAUAACGGGUACCAGCACAGCUACUCUGUAGGCCUUUACGAUGCUGUCAGGGACGUGAUCCCACAGCCUAGCCCACCAAGUUUUGCCAACGGUCAAAUGGACGGGCGUUUUCCCAACAACUGGCAAGUAGUUGGUCCCGACCCCUCGUACCUUGGAAUGAGGAACAUCGAUAGUGAUGCUGGCUACCCGUAUCAUGUUCCCGAAUACUCAAAUGUCGCUCGUGGUGUCAACGCUUAUGCAAUGUUCCGGCCUUCAAACGGGCUGUGAAAGAUGGCUGGAACGAAGCUUCCCCGCAAAAAUUGGCUGAUGUCAGUUGUAAUAUUUACUUGAGCAAAGCUUCAGCCUUAGAUUUGGAGUGACAUUUUGUAAAGAGUGAGGUCUAGAUCUUUAGAUCUUUAUUUUCUUUUUAAUGAUCAUUUUUCAAUAUAUCUUUGCUAUCAGCCCAGUUUAGGGGGGUUUGAUGAUCAAGAAGUUUGUGCUUAGUUACUCUUAUAUUCUCAGUGCUUAAUUUACUUAUAAGACUGGACAAA
Ipomoea nil (Japanese morning glory) is the source of this 3923-nucleotide messenger RNA. RefSeq names its product MATH domain-containing protein At5g43560. NCBI's taxonomy places the organism in Eukaryota, Viridiplantae, Streptophyta, Magnoliopsida, Solanales, Convolvulaceae. Gene Ontology annotation, molecular function: protein binding. The record is from RefSeq and is a predicted model, not a curated record. The transcript has 14 exons. Bases 220 to 3660 code for a protein of 1146 amino acids.